AUGUUUGUGAUCCUUCUAUGCGUUGUCGCAGCAGUUUUGGCGGCUCCUCUUCCUCCUGCUGUAGAGGGAGACACAUGGGCACAAGUCUGCUGUCAGGACAAUGACCUUAACCAGAGCGGUGGUAUCAGCUUCCGUGAAUUUACCAACUUCACUUUGCAACUCAUGAAUCUGAAUAGAGCAGAAAUGGAGCAGCUCUUCCUGUCUGGUGACGUUGAUCGCAACAGUGAGCUAGAUGGAGAUGAAUGCAUUCCAAUGAGAGCUGCUCUUCAAAAGGCUCUCAAGGAGAAGGGUGAAACCCUGUUCAAAAAAUAUGAUACGGACAGAAAUGGUAAGCUAUCCGAGAAUGAGGCCAGCCAGUUAGCGCAAAAUGAGUUUGGACUUCAUUCAGAUGAUAUCACAAAAGAGUUUGCAUUGUCCGAUCAGAAUGCGGACCACUCGAUCUCUCCUGAAGCUGAAAUGUCCGAACUCAUGUUGAAUCUUAGAACGAAGCAGGUCGCCAACGAAGGAGCUAAUCUAUCACGUUUUGAUACGAGUGGUGACGGAAAAGUCAGUUACGAAGAGAUCAAGUCGGAAAUGCUUCGUCGUAUAGAUGGAUUCACCUUGAAGCAGAUGUUCAAAGCUAUUGACUUUGACAAGGACUAUCACCUAACUCCACUGGAAUACUUGGCACUUCUGAACGAGCUGAAGAUCUUCAAAGAGGAAGAAAGCAAGUCUCCAAAAAUCAUAGCGGCAAGGGGUGCAAGUGUUCCCGUAGAUGAUAAAAAACGUCACGAAGGCCUAACAGGGCCGACAACCACUUCAGUCAGAGGCGAACGAAGCGAUACUGGCUCUGGGCAGAGUUCAACAAUCACAAAGUCCUCUCCCACUACUGCUGUGGCCUCUGCAAGUGUACAAAUACGAGACAAGAGAGAUAACACUCACGGUAUGAUCAAGGUUGCGCCCUCACCAGCAAGGCAUGAAUUCCAGUUUGAUGAGGAUCCAGACACAGCCUUUGGUACUGAGGAGAGAAUUGCCAAAUAUAGAGCACAGUCACAAAACAUGAGGAAUAGGAGAGAAGCAGAAACAGCUCCUCCAGAAAUAGAGAAAGAAAAGAUAAACGAGCUCGCAAAGAUUCAAAACAACUAUCGCGGAGGUGGCAAAGCUCCAUCUAUCGACUUGUCGGUAACAGUUCCCUAUGACGAAGAUUACCAAUAA
Cylicocyclus nassatus is the source of this 1194-nucleotide messenger RNA. The record is from the annotation of a GenBank genome assembly. NCBI's taxonomy places the organism in Eukaryota, Metazoa, Nematoda, Chromadorea, Rhabditida, Strongylidae.